Molecule: messenger RNA, 1449 nt
Organism: Cherax quadricarinatus
Lineage: Eukaryota; Metazoa; Arthropoda; Malacostraca; Decapoda; Parastacidae
Source: RefSeq, a predicted model, not a curated record
UCUGCUGCUGCGAUGGUGGUUCCUGCGGUGGCUGCUGUUAUUACUGCUGCUGCUGCACUGGUCUGCCUCACCACAGCCAGUCAGCCCUUCAUUCCUGGUAAAACAUGCUACAGGAAAUGUGUACCUGGACACACACAGACCUGCUACUUCCACUUCGAUGUUCAGGACUACCAGACGCUGUCCAGGGCGUGUUACGACUGUCCCAGGAACGUAACGGAUUGUGAGAGACCUCAGUGUGUUCCUGGUGACGGUGUGAGACGUCGCAUCCUGGUGAUCAACAAGCAAUUGCCUGGACCAACUAUACAGGUGUGUCUGGGUGACCGUGUUGUGGUCGACGUUAAGAAUUCCUUUGAGGACGAGGUACUGACGAUACACUGGCACGGUGUCACCAUGAGAGGUGUCAAGUCCUUCCGUGGCCAUGGCACUCCUGGUACUCCCUACAUGGAUGGUGUCCCUAACCUGACACAGUGUCCCAUACUCCCUGGUGCCUACUUCAGGUACUCCUUCCGUGUACCUGACGCGGGUACCUACUACUACCAUUCUCACGUAGGGCUGCAGAGAGGUGAUGGUGUGUAUGGUGCCAUUAUUGUACGACAACCACGUCAAGACGACCCUAACUUUAACACCUAUGAUUACGACCUUCCUCAGCAUAUUAUUCAGGUGCAAGACUGGUUGCAUGUUCCAACGCUGGAUAAAUUUAUCCUGACGGAACAUGGUGGGGGUAAUGAAUCUCCUGAGUCAAUGAUCGUCAAUGGUCAGGGACCUUACCAGAACCAGAACGUCACAGCAGAACCAGCGUUGAUUCCAUACACCAGGUUCACAGUGACUCCAGGUAACAGGUAUCGCAUGAGAGUAAUCAGUAACGCAGUGCUCAGUUGUCCCAUCACAAUCUCCAUCGAGCAACACAAACUCACUCUCAUUGCAACAGAUGGUAGGCCUAUAGUGCCUAUUGAAGUGAAAUCUUUCGUUAUUUACUCAGGCGAGAGAUGGGACUUUGUAAUCAGUGCUCAUUCCAGCAAAUCUGGAGCUUUCUGGAUGAGCUUUAUGGGUGGAAUUGACUGUGCAGAUAACAGAGUACAUCAAUUUGCUGUCCUGGAGUACGAGAAUCAAGUUCCACUCUUGACGAACACGUAUUAUACCAGACGAAAACAUGUUGAUGCUGCCAGACUGAGAAGUAACUUGUCGCCCAGACCAGAGUACUCUGAAGUUCCUCCAGCUGGUCGUCAAGUGAACAGUGUCAACAGUGCCUGUUAUAAUGACCGCGUGUGUGUGAGUGACCUGAGGUCACCCUACAGUAUGCCCAACGACCUGAGGUCACCCAGGGCUGAUGUUACUAUCUAUCUGGCCUUUAGUGUGAGAUUCAUCAACAAUGAUCACUACUACUCCAAGAUCUAUUACGAUAUUAACUCAGUUGCUGAGAUCAGCGUGUCACCGACACCUCGAUCAUAA